Messenger RNA from Guillardia theta CCMP2712, 816 nucleotides. RefSeq lists its product as hypothetical. The record is from RefSeq and is a predicted model, not a curated record. The annotation marks the transcript as partial. Lineage: Eukaryota; Cryptophyceae; Pyrenomonadales; Geminigeraceae. The transcript is spliced from 2 exons.
AAGUUGGUGGCCUGGGGGGACAAUGACUUUGGACAGCUUGGGGUGUCAGAACAAAUGAUGAACCAUUCUCUAACAGAUGUGCAGCAGACCUUCGACUUGCGAGUAGAGGACAUGGCGUGUGGAUCUGCCCAUUCUGUGAUUCUCUCCGAUGGCAAGGUAUUCACUUGGGGACAAAACAAACACGGCCAGCUAGGUCAUGGGCCAAGCGAUUAUCUUGGUAGUCUUGGUCCUACGGCAAAAACAGAUGGAAAAUGUGUCCAGGUAGCAGCGGGAUACAAUUUCUCGAUGGCUCUUACGGAUAGGGGUGAGAUCUUUGUGUUCGGGGAGGGAAGACAUGGAGUUCUGGCUCAAGGCGACGAGCUCUCAAAAAGCAGCCCUCAAGUCAUCGACUCGCUCUCGGUACCAGGAUAUGUUGUGGAUAAGAUAUUCUGCGGUGAACGACAUUGCGCUUGUAUCGUUCGAUAUGGACAGGCACUCACGUGGGGAUGCGGCAGCGACGGUCAACUCGGCCAUUCUUCUCGCGACGAUGAGCAUUUCCCAAGGAAGGUAGAGCACUUGGCGAAUGUUUCUGUUCGAACAAUAUCCUGUGGUUCAAAGCAUACUUGUUUCCUUACUUCAGAUAACUCCUUGUACACCUGCGGAAACGGAAAAGAUGGAAAGCUUGGCCAUGGAGAUGAAAGAUCAUAUUUAUAUCCGAAGAAAGUCGAGACGUUGCAAGCAGUCAAAGAGGUUUCUUGUGGCGACUAUCACACUGCCUGCAUUGAUGGAAAAAGUAUUAUUUACACGUUUGGAAGUGGAACAAGAGGACAACUAGGG